CACAAGAUUCCUCUACAAGUGAAUUUCUAAUCUUCUCAUCAACUUCUUCAUCAAAUAAAAUAUUCGUCGAGAAUGAAUUGUCUUUUUGUAAUUGUGGUAUUAUAUGCGACGAUCGCUGUAUCAUUAGGAUAUGAAAGCUGCACCAGUUCUCGACAGAAUCAAUUGAAAAACGGAAAUUCGCCCAUAAUUCACCAAUGCGACGAAAACGGCGAUUAUCUACCGCUACAACAAUAUGUUGAUCCCCCUCAUUGGAAAUGGUGUUUCGACAAAAACGGAGAAGUUCUGAUGGGUCCUUCAAGACAAAUCGAAACCUGUGUUUGUCCCUUAAAGAAGAUUGCGUCUGAAGAAGCAGGUGAGCCUGUACCCGAAUGCGAUAAGAAAGGUUAUUUCUCUGUGGAGCAAAAGGAAUUCGCUAGCAAAUGGUGCGUGGAUAAGAAUACAGGAGAAAUGACGUCCGAGUUAUACCCAAUUGAUUCAAGAAUUAAGUGUGAUUAA
Messenger RNA from Centruroides sculpturatus (bark scorpion), 495 nucleotides. RefSeq lists its product as uncharacterized. The coding region runs from base 73 to 495 and encodes 140 amino acids. NCBI's taxonomy places the organism in Eukaryota, Metazoa, Arthropoda, Arachnida, Scorpiones, Buthidae. The transcript has 4 exons. The record is from RefSeq and is a predicted model, not a curated record.